This is a messenger RNA of Leptonychotes weddellii (Weddell seal), 1353 nucleotides long. The record is from RefSeq and is a predicted model, not a curated record. NCBI's taxonomy places the organism in Eukaryota, Metazoa, Chordata, Mammalia, Carnivora, Phocidae.
AUGAACUCUGUGAUGUGUGGUGCUCGCGGCAUCACAGCGCUCGGGGUCCUCACACUGCUGCUGCCCGCCCUGCUGGGCUGGGCCAGCUGCCACCCUGUCCCUGGGAGGAAGAACUUCAACAAGCUGCUGCUGAUCUCCUUCGAUGGCUUCCGCUGGAACUACGACCAGGAUGUGGACACCCCCAACAUGGACCGCCUGGCCCGGGAGGGCAUGAAGGCCAAGUACCUAACGCCACCCUUUGUGACAGUGGCCUCCCCAUCCCACUUCACCACCAUCUCCGGUCGCUGGAUUGAAGAUCACGGAGUCAUUCACAACAUGAUGUUUAAUACUGAGACAAAAUGGAAGUUCUCCUUCAAAACAACAAAGAAUAAGACUGAGUGGUGGGACAAUGGUGUUCUCCCCCUCUGGAUCACAGCCCAGAGACAGGGGAAGAAGACAGCAUCAUUCCACUAUCCUGGAGGAGGUGCGAAGUACAAAGGGGAGGCUGUCCAGCGGUUCCUGUUGGAGUCUUACACUCACCCAGACAGCAACGAGAAAGAGUGGAGGGAGAACAUCGAUAUUGUCAUGAACUGGUUCACUAAGGAAGACUCUGACUUUGUGACUCUGUACUAUGGAGAGCCAGAUAACACGGGACACAGAUUUGGGCCUGAGACGGAGAACAGAAGGGUGAUUAUUCAGCAAAUCGACAGAACCAUCGGGUACCUGGUGGAAGCCAUUGAAAGACACAGCUUGAUCAAUCACCUCAAUGUCAACACAUCAGACCACGGCAUGACCACAGUAAAAAAGAAGCCCAACGUCACUGAGAUCCUCUUGACUAACUACAUCAAGUUCAGGGACUUGGUCAAGUUUGAUAUCGUGGACUAUGGUGGCUUUGGGAUGCUCCUGCCCAAACCAGGGCAAGAGGAAGCCGUUUACCAAGCGCUGAAGAAUGCACACCCUCACCUCAAUGUGUACAAGAAGGAGGAAUUCCCAGAACGCUUCCAUUUUGCUAAACACAAGCAGGUCCUGCCAAUCGUAACGUAUGCCGACUCUGGUUAUAACAUCAAUGGGCGAUUUAUAAUAUAUUUCAACAAAGGAGUUCAUGGCUUUGAUAAUGUCCACAUGGACAUGAAGACUAUAUUCAGAGCUUUUGGGCCAGAUUUCAAGAAGAAUCACCUAGCUGAGCCUUUUGACAGCAUCCACAUCUACCCACUCAUGUGUAAGCUCCUGGGGGUUACCCCUGAACCCCACAAUGCCUCCCUGGCAGUCACCCAGGAAAUGCUUGUGGACUCAUAUGACCAGCAGCCAGGAGUUCUUGCAGUUCUGUUUGUUGCUAGCGUGACAUACAGAGCCAUUCGCCGGAAAAAGAAGUGA